This is a messenger RNA of Eurytemora carolleeae, 3549 nucleotides long. It is a transcript of the gene brun, whose product is annotated as protein brunelleschi-like. The record is from RefSeq and is a predicted model, not a curated record. NCBI's taxonomy places the organism in Eukaryota, Metazoa, Arthropoda, Copepoda, Calanoida, Temoridae. Gene Ontology annotation, cellular component: trans-Golgi network. Bases 24 to 3473 code for a protein of 1149 amino acids. The transcript is spliced from 21 exons.
UAGAUAUAAUGUAAACAUGAAGGAUGAGAUCUAGUGUUAGUGUUAUCCUAUCAGAUCCAGCUCCGGACUAUACUAUGGCCUUUCCCGACUACAAACAGACCUGCUCCGACCAUGCCAGGUUGCUUGUUUUGAUUGCAAGGAUUGGUCAUCAGAUGUCAGAGCAAACCUUUCAACAGGUUUCCAGCUUAAUCAAACAGGUACAUGAGGUUCCUGUUGUAAACAAGGAUGGAUUGACCCGGAAUAUUGGUGUACGGUACACGCAUCAUUAUCCGUUAGAAAACAACGAAUGGGGAGAAUUUCAGGCUCAUAGACGUAUCCUGGGAGUGGUUAGUGUUGGAUCUUGUAGUUCUCAAGUAGAACUGAACGAGUUGUGCCGGCUCCAUGAGACCGUCAAGAACAAGUUCAUCAACACAUUGUUUGACUCCAGGUGUAUAGUUCUCUGUGACUCCGAGAACGGGGUUGAUGAGGAGAAAACUCUUCAUAUUCAGGAGGAUGUAGAUACGGAUGGAGGAGGAGAGGUUGAUAAACCUCCAUCCUGGUUCCAACCUCAGAAUCAUAAAACACGACUUCUUCAGUUUCAUGGAGCUAAAUAUUCAGCUGCUCUUACCGCAGACCUAAAGGAUUUUAUAGCCUCGUUGUUCUGGAUCCUGGAGUCUAAACGUGUAGAGUGGAGUAGGGAAACCGGAGAGAGAUCAACGCUACUCUGCGCACCCUUCGAGCGUAAGGACUUCGUGGGCCUCGACAUGGAGAGCAGGAACAAUAGAAAAAGAGUUCUAGGACGUCAGAAAAAACAUCUCGGGGAUUUAAGUUUACUAGCUGGACUUCCAGCUGAAGCUUGGAACUAUUAUCAGGUUGGAUGUGAUGUGCUUCGUCCUGCCAACGACUGGUUGUGGUUGGCAGGUUGCCUGGAGGGGUUGUGUGCGGUAUCUAUGUUGCUGCAGGAGAGACAGGAGAAGGGGGUUAGCUUCGGUGCAGUCGGACUCUCAUGGGAGGAGGUCAUUGAGAAAUAUCGUGAGUGUGUAAACCACUACGCCAAGUACAAGUAUGCGGGUAUUAUAGAAACAGAAGCAUCGCUUAAAGCUGUCGUUAUUCUAGUCAAACAUAGAAGUUAUCUACUAGCCUCCGAGUUCCUACAGAAUAUUGUUUUCAUAAAUCUUCAGCUCAGUGAUCGGGAGAAAAUUGAAAGAUUUAUAGCUCUCAGCAACCUAUAUAGUCAGAUUGGGUUUCGGAGAAAAGCUUCUUUUUUCCAGCGUGUAGCGGCAAUGCGUUGUGUAGCACCUCAGAAUCCGUCCCAUGAUUGGGCCUCCUGUUAUUCCUUGAUGCUGGAGUCAGUAAAAGGAUACAACCUAAAUCUAGGAUCCUGCUCACGACCGGAGACAGGAUGGCCAACCCUGCAGGUUCAACUUCUCCAGGAGUUGGUUGGAACUUCAAGGAAGAUGGGAGCACAUGCUGCGUCUACUCGACAUAUGACAUUUCUAUUCCAGUGUAUGUAUCCCUGGUUAUCCCAGACUGAGCGCCAGGACUUUGCAACCCAGCUCUCCGUGCUCUCCCAGCGCGCAGUGAGCACCCCUGCUCCCCUAGCACUUGAGACCUCGCUCUUCAAGGGCGCACUGUAUCCUAUGUCGGGGAAGAGUGUUCUUCCACCCGUUAACAUCAUCUGUUUACCCAAGGUUUCAAGUGUUCAAGCAUCUCCUCUACCUGGUAACCUAGCCCCCUUCUCAGCUCCGAGCCUCCCAAAGGUUCAAUCCGGACCCUUCCUCUUUACUCCGAUAAUGAACCUGGGUGGCGGGGGCUCAGCUCGAUCCUCAGGUCGGAGUAAACUCCGCUCCGUAACCUGGGUUCAGAACGAUACUGCGGAGGUGUCGCUCCAGGUUCAAAAUACACUCGGAGUUGAAGUCAAGAUCUCAAACUUUUCUAUCACCUGUGACGGAAUAGACUUUGAAGUGAUACCUAGCCAUGUGAUGCUUGAGUCACAUCCCAACCCUCAAACUGUGAUAAUCCGGGGAGUUCCAAAAUCUGAAGGAGUUCUCCGUCUACUAGGAUACUCCCACUCCGUUCUAGGAGUAACCUCCUUCUGCAACCUCAAGGAUAUUCCAGGGAUAGAAGAGGAGUGCAUCAAGGUUCAAGUUGUUUGUCCGCUCCCUGUCAUAGACAUUCACUGCGAGGAACUAGUUUACUCCGAACCUGAACUCCAGGAGGACGAGGAGGAGGAGCUGGACUUGGUGGACGGACAAUCUUGGAAAAAAAUUGAAUCCCUUAAUUUAUUUAGUGGAGAGACACAAACCUUGCGUCUAGUAAUUCGUAACACAGGAUCCGUCCCAGCUCUGGGUCUAGAUCUCCGUUGGGUUGGAGAGGAGGGAGAACCACCUGACCUGGAGUUAGAUAAAACAUUGAUCAAGGAUAAUUUACCUCUGAAACAAGGAGAUUUUUUCACAAUUCCUUUAAUACUGAAGGGAAUAAAUAAUCAAAAUUUUAGGGCUGAUGAUUGUUUGAGUACAACGGGUUCCGACUCAAGAUGGAGUGCUUCAGGUUUCAACUCUCUUCAGAGUAAACUCUCUCAUCCUCAAUCCUUACCUAGUCAUCUCCCUGUUCCUCCCUCCUUACAUCCUGGAUCCGGAAACCCGUCCCUGCUCUCCCAGCUCAGUGAGACGGAUCAUCCUAGAUCUCUCCUUAGAUUUAAGGUUGAGGUGAAGGGGUCUGAAACUGAAUGGUGCCGAAGAUCUGAAUAUGUUUUGAUAGUUUAUCAAGUACCCAGCAUUUCUGUGUCUAGGUGGGACGUACUACCCGGAGAAAGAGCUGAUAACUGUUUCCUGGUUCUAGACCUGGUUAACAGGACAGGAGAGGAGAUAGAGCUCACAUAUACUGUCAGGAAGCAACUACAGAUAGAGGCGGGGGACGUAUGCAGGGUUCCAGUUCCUGUGGAGAAAUGUAGUUUCAGUGACAGUUUAGAUUGGUUGGAGGGGGGAGAGGAGGUUAAUAGAUAUAUGGAGGAGAGGGUUCAUCUACACUGGAGUCUAGGGGAGGGGAGGAGCAGGAGAACUGGUCAGGCAUCCCUAUCCGGAGUAAUGUGGACGGAGUGUAUGCUUGAGAUGCUCCGGAGACCCCCGCUAGCCGCUUCUGUACUCAUCAACGGGGUGGAGUGUGUGGAGGGUAGGGAUACUGAGGUCAGGGUCGGGGAGAUGGUUGAGGUUGAGGUGGAGCUGGUCAACUCUCUUCUUGAACCUGUUGAAGAUUGUCGUCUUCUAGUCCGACUAGAACAGGAUAGUACAGGUUCAGCCGCAGUAGGAUGCAGUGGAGGAAGUGGUCUCCACCUACCCGGAGAACUAGGAGCUGGACGGACUUGUUCUCACUCCAGUAGUCUGCUUCCUCUGUCUCCUGGUCACUACUCUCUACUAGUCUCCAUCUCCCUUGUAUUCCGGACCCGGAUACACUCCUGGAGAUUACCCAAUCUUACACUUAAUGCUGUAUUGUGACACUAAACACAUAAUUCAACAAUUGGAAAUUUAUUAUAGAGUAUAUUAGCUAGUUGAUUAAAAAGUAUCUUGUCCA